This is a messenger RNA of Eublepharis macularius, 666 nucleotides long. It is a transcript of the gene LHFPL5, whose product is annotated as LHFPL tetraspan subfamily member 5. NCBI's taxonomy places the organism in Eukaryota, Metazoa, Chordata, Lepidosauria, Squamata, Eublepharidae. Gene Ontology annotation, cellular component: plasma membrane. The record is from RefSeq and is a predicted model, not a curated record. Bases 1 to 666 code for a protein of 221 amino acids. Gene Ontology annotation, biological process: detection of mechanical stimulus involved in sensory perception; sensory perception of sound. The transcript has 3 exons.
AUGGCGAAGAUGCUCCCAGCACAGGAGGCGGCAAAAAUCUACCACACUAACUAUGUGAGGAAUGCGCGGGCCAUGGGGAUCUUAUGGGCACUCUUCACCCUUUGUUUUGCUGUGAUCAUGAUGGUGACUUUCAUUCAGCCCUAUUGGAUUGGAGACAGCAUUGAUACACCACAAGCCGGCUACUUUGGCCUCUAUUCCUAUUGCAUUGGCAAUGCCCUUACAGGAGAGCUCAUCUGCAAGGGCAGUCCUCUGGACUUUGGCACCAUCCCCUCAAGUGCCUUCAAAACAGCCAUGUUUUUUGUGGGCAUCUCCACAUUCCUGAUAAUUGGCUGCAUCCUCUGCUUCAGCAUGUUCUUCUUCUGUAAUGCAGCCACUGUCUACAAGGUGUGUGCUUGGAUGCAGCUGGCAGCUGCUACAGGUCUGGCAAUAGGUUGCCUGCUUUACCCAGAUGGCUGGGACUCCCCAGAGGUGAAACGCAACCGGCAAGACAAUCUCCUUCCAUCUGAUUUCCAAGUAGAUAACAAAGGUAAUAAAUCCUCAUUUGUUAAUGAAACCUUCCUUUCUCUGCACUGUCCUAUAGUGACUAAAGCCAAAUGCUUGGUUAUACCCACUCAAGGAGGACAGCCCUCCACAGGCCCUGGUAUCAGAAUAUUAGGCAUAUACUGA